This is a messenger RNA of Dimorphilus gyrociliatus, 1309 nucleotides long. Lineage: Eukaryota; Metazoa; Annelida; Polychaeta; Dinophilidae. The record is from the annotation of a GenBank genome assembly.
AAACUUCCGCUUGUGACGUCACAGUGGUAAUCUAAAAUGGAGAUCGGUUUUAUGUUUUGAAAAAGGCGGUAUAAAUUACUAUAUUCGCCUAAUAAUGAUCGGAUUAGGAGAAGGUUUUUUCAAGUUAUUUUUUUGAAAUAUCUAUGUAAAUAAGAUGAAAAGGAAUCACAAACUGCUUGAUAGAGAAACGAAAGUUAACGGUGUACAUUCCGUGGUACCGCUUUCCACGGAAAAUUCAGGUAAAAGAUUGCGAAGAUCAGCGAGGAAUGGUGAAUUAUGCUUAUUAAAUAAUUCAUCAAACUCUCCUGGAUUGAAUGGAGUUAUAAAUCAGGUUGUGGACCCUUCAUCUGACAAACUUAUAGGAAAUGGAAAGAAAGGUUUAAGGAAAAAAAAUCAAGUGAAUGCGGAAAAUGAAAGUUUUAAAAAACCAUUACGAGCUGACUUUAUAGAUUCAAAUUCUAGUAAGAAAGUGCAAACUAUUCAAAGAAAACGAACUCAAAAUCAAGUGCAAAAUGGAAAACUGAAGAACAAUCUUGACGAACCUGAUGCAAGCGCAUAUAGCGAAAAAAUUUGCUGCAAGUGGUCCAACUGUUCUUGUAAAAUAGAACCAAGCGAACUCUUAGAUCACCUAACCAAAAGUCAUGUUGAUCCUCAAAAGGAAAAUAAUACCCACAUUUGUUUAUGGAAAGGUUGCAAAGUUUUCGAAAAACCCUCAAAACUUCAGGCGUGGUUAGAACGUCAUGUUAUAUCGCACGUUGGCAAUCGUCCUUAUAAAUGCAUUGUUACCGGCUGUAAGUCAACUUUUGCCUCAUAUGUUUUACUCCAAAGACACAUAAACUGCCAUUUCAAAGAAAAGAACGGUUCAGUUUCAAACUCAUCAAUUAGUUCGUCCAAUUUAUGCACUCGUGAUCCUCUAAGAAAGAAGAAAAAACGUCGCAAAAAACUCCCAUCGUGUGUUCCUGUAACCCCACUCCUAGAUUUUUUCGAUGAGCCGUCCGUUAAGCGUAUCAACGAUAGGUUGGAAGAGCUCGCCAACUCUUUGGACGUGGAUCUCUCCUCCUCUUGUAGGCCAGUUGUUAAAUUUACUUGCUCGGUUAUAGCGAGAACGUUUGAUAAACAAGAUAAAGAAAAAUUCCUUGUUCGUUGGUUUCCCGAUAAUGUAUUUCAAGACGAAUGGAUUGCGGCCAAAGAUUAUCAAUCUUCUAAAGAUGUACCGAUAGGAAAAUUGCCAUCAAACCUACCAAAUUCAUCACCCUCAUUUCCCGCUUUUUAUAAACGUCAAAGAUUCCGUUCGUGUAAACGUAAGUGA